CAGGACUGACUUCUGGAAAGAGGUAUUACCUGAGGAAGAGGAAAGAAAAGGAGCCAGGGAUGGCAGCUGUGACUCAGUUGACAUUCUGGGACGUGGCCGUGGAUUUCACUCAGGAGGAGUGGUGGUGCCUGACCCCGGCUCAGCGGGCUCUGUACAGGGAAGUCAUGCUGGAGAACUACAGGAACCUGCUCUCCGUGGGAGUCUCCUCUCCCAGUGUGAGUUUGACUUCCCUGUUGAAGAUCAGGGAAGAGCCGUGGCUGGCACAGAAAGACAUGAAAACUCCAGGAGAGCUGAAAGGCUGGGAAGAUGCCAAAGGUGUGAGCACAGAGGAAAUUACUUGUUCAUUUAAACAAGAGAAGGCUUUCUCCAGACAUCCUGAUCAUUUCGUUCGCGAGCAAAGCCAUAGCAGUGAGAAGCCCCACCGCUGUGCUGUGUGUGGGAAGGCAUUCAGACAAGUGUUGGACCUCAAGCGGCACCACCGGAAGAGACACCCUGGGGAUAAGCGGUACCGAUGUGAUCAGUGUGGCAAGGCCUUCGUUGUGCUCCAGACCCUCACCAAGCACGAGGCCAAACACAGCAGGAAGAAGGUGAUUAUGUGUCACACAUGCGGGAAGGUGUUCAGCACUCGCCAGAUCCUCACCAAGCACCAGGCUCUGCACUCUGGCCACAAGCCGUACAAGUGUGAUGAGUGUGGCAAGGCUUUCCGCCUGCAAGCCACCCUCACCGCACACCAGGCUGUACACACUGGCCUCAAGCCACACAAGUAUACCAAACGUGAGAAGGCUUUUGUCCAUGCCUCCAGCCUCAUCCGCCAUGACAGGAUACACACUGGAAUGAUGCCCUUUAAGUGUGUGUGUGGCCAGGCCUUCACCUCGAGUGCAUGCCUUGAAGCACACCACGCAGUGCACGCUAUCUGCACACAGCAUAAGUGUGUGGAUUGUGGAAAGAUGUUCAGCUCUGCUUGCUCCCUAGCCAUACACCGCAGGACACACACCGGGGAAAGGCCAUACAGCUGUGCCCAGUGCGGGAAGGCAUUCGCCCAGAAAAAUGACCUCACACGCCACCACAGGACGCACACUGGGGAGAGGCCCUAUGCAUGCGGUGAGUGCGGGAAAGCCUUUAAAUCCCACACAGAGCUCAGCAGCCACCGUGCCAUCCACACAGGAGUCAAGCCCCACCAAUGCACAGAUUGUGGGAAGGCAUUUGCACGGAAGACUGCACUUGUGCGCCACCAACAGAUGCAUGAUGGUGGACCUCCCUAUGUGUGUGAUAUUUGCGGCAUGGUGUGCAGCCGGCGUUCCAACUUCACAUGCCAUCGCAGGCUUCACAACCGGCGGAAGUACCGCCAGUGAGGGUAGGGGAGCACUUUCCAUCCAUCCACCUGUGGCCUCUAAGGACUUAUUCUCCUCUGAUUAAGGACACAAGGAAAACUGGAUGCCACAGAUGUGAUGCAAGAGAAUGGUGGCCCCUGCACUGAAAGACCACCGCCGCCAUGUAGCGGUUUUCUAAUAAGAUGAAUUCAUCUUCCUUUUGAGUUGAAGGGGAGAAAUGUUUCAAAGUGGAGAAAUUAAUCUGAUCUGGACUGAGGACUUUGGGGUAGCAUGGGGUUGGAGACUUUGCUACCAGCUGCCAGGCUUCAAGUUCAAACCUCAGGAAUGCACACAACCAGAAUAGCAUUUGG
Molecule: messenger RNA, 1681 nt
Organism: Perognathus longimembris pacificus (Pacific pocket mouse)
Lineage: Eukaryota; Metazoa; Chordata; Mammalia; Rodentia; Heteromyidae
Product: zinc finger protein 501-like
Exons: 5
Coding region: 60-1352 (430 amino acids)
Biological process (GO): regulation of transcription by RNA polymerase II
Molecular function (GO): RNA polymerase II cis-regulatory region sequence-specific DNA binding; DNA-binding transcription factor activity
Source: RefSeq, a predicted model, not a curated record